Messenger RNA from Nyctereutes procyonoides (raccoon dog), 618 nucleotides. Its product is annotated as small nuclear ribonucleoprotein-associated protein N-like. The record is from RefSeq and is a predicted model, not a curated record. Bases 1 to 507 code for a protein of 168 amino acids. NCBI's taxonomy places the organism in Eukaryota, Metazoa, Chordata, Mammalia, Carnivora, Canidae. The transcript has 2 exons.
AUGAAUGGGGACCCUUCAAUUCUUCGAGUUGUUACUGAAGAGCUGCCACUAAACCAUAUAAAGCAAUACCUUUGUUCUGGAGCUGCAGGAGGUCCUGGGGUUGGCAGGAGAGCUGGCAGAGGAGUUCCAGCUGGUGUUCCAAUUCCCCAGGCUCCUGCUGGAUUAGCAGGCCCUGUCCGAGGGGUUGGGGGACCAUCCCAACAGGUAAUGACUCCACAGGGAAGAGGAACUGUAGCAGCUGCUGCAAUUGCUGCUACUGCCAGCAUUGCUGGGGCCCCAACUCAAUACCCACCAGGACGGGGGACCCCACCCACUCCUGUAGGGCGAGCAACACCACCUCCAGGCAUUAUGGCUCCUCCACCUGGUAUGAGACCACCUAUGGGCCCACCAAUUGGGCUUCCGUCUGCUCGAGGGACGCCUAUAGGCAUGCCCCCUCCAGGAAUGAGACCCCCUCCACCAGGAAUUAGAGGUCCACCUCCCCCAGGAAUGCAUCCACCAAGACCCUAGGAUACUGUUGAUCCUUCUUAAGUCCAUUUUUUCCCUGCUAUGUGUCUUGUGAAACUGUGUGAUUGUUUGUGAGCUUUUGUUCCCUCCUUGAUGCAUUAAUAUUAGCUAAUA